This is a messenger RNA of Penicillium antarcticum, 1371 nucleotides long. Its product is annotated as zinc metalloprotease. Gene Ontology annotation, biological process: CAAX-box protein processing. Gene Ontology annotation, molecular function: metalloendopeptidase activity. The transcript is spliced from 3 exons. The record is from RefSeq and is a predicted model, not a curated record. Lineage: Eukaryota; Fungi; Ascomycota; Eurotiomycetes; Eurotiales; Aspergillaceae. The coding region runs from base 1 to 1371 and encodes 456 amino acids. Gene Ontology annotation, cellular component: endoplasmic reticulum membrane.
AUGUAUAUUCUCGAGCAACUGGCGCGCCUUCUCGAUCGCCCGCUCUUCCCAUGGAAGAACGUGCUCGUGGGCUUCUCCCUGGGGCAGUUUGUCCUGGAGGGUCUUCUAUCGCUCCGUCAAUACAAGAUUCUGCAACGUACUAAGCCUCCCCAGGUUCUCGCUGGGGAGGUCACCCAGAAGGUCUACGACCAAAGUCAGGCAUAUGGUCGCGCAAAGGCCAAGUUCGGUCUAUUCUCCGGUCUCUACGGUCAAAUUCAAAACCUCGCAUUCAUCUACGGUGAUGUCCUUCCCAAGAUCUGGGGCGUUAGCGGCCUCCUGCUGGCGCGAUACCUCCCCGAUCGGUUCCAAGGCGAAAUCUGUCAAACUCUGGUCUUCUUCUUCGGUUUCAACAUUCUAAGCACUGUCCUCUCGCUGCCCGUCUCGUACUACAACACCUUUGUUCUCGAGGAGAAGUUCGGCUUCAACAAGCAGACGCUCAAGCUUUGGAUCACGGAUAUGCUCAAGGGUCAGAUGCUCGGAAUUGUUCUUGGUGCUCCCAUCAUCACUGGUGUGCUCAAGAUCGUUCAGAAGUUCGAUACCUCGUUCUACUACUACCUCUGGCUGUUUGGAGUCUUCCUCCAGGUGUUCGCCAUUACCAUCUACCCCAUUGCCAUCCUGCCUCUGUUCAACAAACUCUCGCCUCUUGAGCCUGGUGAACUUAAGACUGGUGUCGAGAAGCUGGCUGAGAAGCUCAACUUCCCUCUUUCCGAGCUCCACGUUAUUGACGGUAGCAAGCGCAGUGCCCACAGCAACGCCUACUUCUACGGUCUACCAUGGAAGAAGCACAUUGUUAUUUACGAUACCUUGAUUGAGAAGACUGAGCCCGAGGAGGUUGUCGCUGUUCUCGGCCACGAGCUUGGUCACUGGAGCUUGAGCCACACCACUAAGCUCUUCGGUAUUGCCCAGUUCCACAUGUUCUACAUCUUCGCUCUGUUCUCCGUCUUCGUCAACAACAAGUCUCUCUACCAGUCCUUCGGCUUUGUCAAACAGCAGCCCAUCAUGAUUGGCUUCCUUCUGUUCUCCGAUGCCCUGGCCCCUAUGGAUGCUGUUGUCAAGCUUCUCAUGAACAUCCUCAGCCGGAAAUUCGAAUUCGAAGCCGAUGAGUUUGCUCAGAAGCUUGGAUACUCGGACAAGCUCGCUUCUUCGCUCCUCAAGCUCCAGAUCCAGAACCUGAGCACCAUGGACGCUGACCCGCUCUAUGCCAGCUACCACUACUCGCACCCCAUCCUCCCUGAGCGUCUCGCUGCGCUUGGCUGGAAGGGUGGCAAGGUCACCAGUAGCAAGGAGGAGGACAGUGAGACGCCCGUCAAGGCAGCUGACCGUGAGCUGUAA